Aspergillus luchuensis is the source of this 348-nucleotide messenger RNA. RefSeq lists its product as uncharacterized. The coding region runs from base 1 to 348 and encodes 115 amino acids. The record is from RefSeq and is a predicted model, not a curated record. The transcript has a single exon. NCBI's taxonomy places the organism in Eukaryota, Fungi, Ascomycota, Eurotiomycetes, Eurotiales, Aspergillaceae.
AUGAAAACCCGCCUACCACGACUGAACGAACUCAGGAGAAUACUCGCAUCGGCUGAGAAGAAGUCGCAUUCCGGUACCCGGUCGAAUGCCUCACACUUCACAGAAUCAGCUCCGCCAGGCGACAGGGAACCGAACGUCCAGGCCGUCUCGGGCGAUGGCAUAUUGUCCCAAGAAAACGACACAAGCGACAAAGAUGCAACGUGGGAGGUCGACAGCGUGGUCACAAUCGAGCUUCCUGAGCCUCCAAUCGACGUGCCUGAUGUGAAGGCUCUCACAUCGUUGAUCUGCGAGUAUGUCUGUCCUAUGAUGUCCCGACACCAGCUGUCAUUCGCCCUCGAACGGUGCUGA